Messenger RNA from Morone saxatilis (striped sea-bass), 2244 nucleotides. RefSeq names its product histidyl-tRNA synthetase (gene hars). Gene Ontology annotation, cellular component: mitochondrion. The record is from RefSeq and is a predicted model, not a curated record. Lineage: Eukaryota; Metazoa; Chordata; Actinopteri; Moronidae. The coding region runs from base 82 to 1629 and encodes 515 amino acids. Gene Ontology annotation, biological process: mitochondrial translation; histidyl-tRNA aminoacylation. Gene Ontology annotation, molecular function: ATP binding; identical protein binding; histidine-tRNA ligase activity. The transcript is spliced from 13 exons.
GUAUCCGAGGCCAGUUUAGUCUUGACAGCUGCUGGGUUGCCGGAGGUGUGAGCUGCGGUGGAAAUACAUUAAUGAAAAGCCAUGGAAGACAAAGCACAGAUACAAGAAGCGAUUAAAACCCAAGGUGAAGUCGUUCGGAAGUUGAAGUCAGAGAAGGCGAGCAAAGAGCAGAUUGAUGAAGAGGUAGCCAAACUGCUGGAGCUGAAGGCUCAGUUAGGAGGAGAUGAUGGCAAAAAUCAGUUUGUCCUCAAGACAGCAAAGGGAACGAGGGACUACAACCCCAAGCAGAUGGCCAUCAGAGAGAAAGUCUUCAACACCAUCAUCGGCUGCUUCAAACGCCACGGAGCCGAGACCAUCGACACGCCUGUUUUUGAACUAAAGGAAACACUGACAGGGAAGUAUGGAGAAGAUUCCAAGCUCAUCUACGACCUCAAAGACCAAGGAGGAGAGCUGCUGUCCCUCAGAUAUGACCUCACUGUGCCCUUUGCCCGCUACCUGGCCAUGAACAAAAUAACCAACAUCAAGCGCUACCACAUUGCUAAGGUCUACCGCCGUGAUAACCCAGCCAUGACCCGUGGACGCUACCGAGAGUUUUACCAGUGUGAUUUCGACAUAGCAGGGCAAUAUGACGCCAUGAUUCCAGAUGCCGAGUGUCUGAAGAUCGUCCAUGAAAUCCUCAGUGAGCUGGACCUCGGAGACUUCCGUAUCAAAGUCAACGACAGACGCAUCCUCGAUGGCAUGUUCGCUGUGUGUGGCGUUCCAGAUGACAAGUUCCGCACCAUCUGUUCAACAGUGGACAAACUGGACAAGUUGCCCUGGGAGGAGGUGAAGAAGGAGAUGGUGAAUGAGAAGGGCUUGUCAGAGGAGGCUGCCGACCAGAUUGGGGAAUACGUCAGUAUGCAGGGUGGAAUGGAUUUAGCAGAGCGCCUCCUUCAGGACCAGAAAAUGUCUCAGAGUAAGCAGGCCUGUGCCGGCCUGUCCGACAUAAAGCUGCUCUUCAGUUACCUGCAGCUCUUCCAGGUCACAGACAAGGUGGUGUUUGACCUCAGUCUGGCCCGGGGUCUGGACUACUACACAGGAAUCAUUUACGAGGCGGUGCUGACUCAGGCAGGCGUGGCCUCGGUAACCACAGAUGCCCAAAACGGGGCACCUUCGGAGGAAAGCGUCAGUGUGGGCAGCGUGGCCGGCGGCGGGCGAUACGACGGCCUGGUGGGCAUGUUUGACCCCAAGGGCAGGAAAGUGCCAUGUGUGGGCGUCAGCAUUGGCAUCGAGAGGGUCUUCUCCAUCAUGGAGCAGAAAGCCGAGGCCUCAGCACAGAAGGUUCGUACCACAGAGGUUCAGGUCAUGGUGGUGUCUGCUCAGAAGAACCUGCUGGAGGAGAAACUCAAACUCAUCACUGACCUCUGGAAUGCUGGCAUUAAGGCAGAGGUGAUGUACAAGAAGAACCCCAAACUGCUGAGUCAGCUGCAGCACUGUGAGGAGUCUGGGAUCCCCCUGGUGGCCAUACUGGGAGAACAGGAGCUAAAAGAUGGAGUGGUCAAACUCCGUGUGGUGGCCACCAGAGAGGAGGUUGAUAUUUCCAGAGCAGAUCUUAUAGGUGAGAUCAGAAGAAGGACCUCUGAGGCCUAGCCAUUCCCUUCCUUCCAGCCACAACCUGUCACAUCAACUGAUUGCUUCAAACACUUACACUCUGCAGACUCUUGUAUGGAAUUCCUUCUGUGGGCCUCCAUAGACCAUGUUGGACAUCAUGCAGCCCUAAAAAACACAUCCAUCCUCACUGUCAUAUCAACCACAUAGACUGGUUUUAUGUUACACUCUUGCAAGUACCCAAAAGCAAUGAAGCUAACUGGAAGUGUGUUUAACGUGAUGUGCUUAUUAAAAGGGAACAUCAGAGAACACCAUCCAGGAAACAUGUUGCAGUUUACAUGAAAUGUAACCGUUUUGGAUUAUGUCUGAAAGACAUGUACUUGCUGUCAGUGUCAACGUUGUAUAGAUCAUUGAUGUUUAUCCAACAGGAGUUUAAGAAAGCUGCUCAGGAUCAGUUUGGUCUUGAUCAGAUUCAUUAGAAAACCCUGUUUACAGAGGAGUGUUCAUUCAGAGCUUUGUCUGUCUUUCUACCUAAACCCUUCAGAUCAUUUCCUGCGGUUCAAUUUAAAACUGAAUAAAAGGGGGUCAUUUCUACCUGUAUCAAACACGCCUGUACUGUCAAGUAUCUGAAAUAAACAUGUGCUCAAUACUAAAAAA